AUGGCCGAUGUCCUCAGAGGACUCAGCCUCCUCGAGUCCCUCACAGAGUCCAUGGAGAGCGACAGGUUGUCGGAGGUCCGGGAAGCCGUGGAGGAGCUGCUGAUCAGCAGGGUCAACGUGGCGCUGGUGGGCGAGCGAGGGCGCGAGAAAGCGGACCUCCUGAACGCGCUGCGAGGCCUCGGGCCGGAGGACCAGGGGGCGGCGCUGUGCCCGGGCCCUGAGCCUCCAGAGGGCGUGGUCGGCUAUCCGGACCCCAAACACCCGGACUUCCGCCUGUGGGACCUGCCGCCCCCCGCGGCCCCUGAGGGCUACCUGGACCGAGUGAGGUUCUGCCGCUACGGCGCCGUCCUCAUGGUGUUCACGCGGACGCCGCCGCCCGCCAGCGUGCGGGUGUUCCUGGAGGCCCGUUCCGUGCAGAGGACGCCCGUGUUCUUCACCCUGCUGGCCUCGGCUCAGGACGACCCGCGGGCGCUGGAAGCCCGGCGGAGCGGCAGCCUGGCGGCGCUGGCGGCGCGGGGCGUGUCCGCACCGCGGGUCUACGUGCUGGCACCGGCCGCCCUGCACGCGUGGGACUUUCCCGCUCUGCUGGAGGACGUGGCCCGCGAGCUCCCGGCGCUCCGGGCCCAGGCGCUGGUGCUGGCGCUGCCGGUGCUGGGCCCGUGGCUGGUCCCACAGAAGAAGGCGGCGCUCCGGACGCUGGCGCUGGCGGCGGCGUGGCUCUCUGGCGGGGCGGCGGCCGUGCCCGUUCCCCUCGUGGCCUCCGUGGUGGACGCCGGCGUGGCCGCGCGCGUCCUCGCCACGGCCCAGCGGUCCCUGUGCCUGGAUGAGCGGUCGCUGGAGAGCCUGGCCCGGCAGAGCGGCGCCGACGCCUCCGGGCUGAAGGCCCUGCGGACCUGCGCGCUGUCAGUGGAGGUGGGCAGGGGGGAGGUGAGGAGGCGCCUGGCGGCCGCAGACGUGGGCGGCGCCUCCGCCUGCUCCGAGCUGGUGGCGCUGGCGCUGCCCAGACAGGCCCGGUCCGCCGGCCGCUCCUUCGCUGCCAUGCUGCAGGCGCUGAGCGGCGCCAUCGACGACAUGGCGGCCGACGCUGAGCGGAUCACGGCCGCUGCUCACGGGGGGCGGAAGUGA
Betta splendens (Siamese fighting fish) is the source of this 1125-nucleotide messenger RNA. RefSeq names its product immunity-related GTPase family, q2 (gene irgq2). Gene Ontology annotation, molecular function: GTP binding. The record is from RefSeq and is a predicted model, not a curated record. Gene Ontology annotation, cellular component: membrane. Lineage: Eukaryota; Metazoa; Chordata; Actinopteri; Anabantiformes; Osphronemidae. The transcript has a single exon. Bases 1 to 1125 code for a protein of 374 amino acids.